AUGAAUGCUUUAGCAAGAAGCCAUGUGUGGUGGCCGAGGAUUGAUAAAGAUAUUGAAGAACUAGCACACGCUUGCAUUCAAUGCGCAGAAAUAAGAAAUGACCCGAUAAAAGUAAUUGUACAUCCCUGGGAGAAUGCAGUUAAACCUUGGCAGAAAGUCUACGUUGACUAUAUUGGACCUUUCCAUGGAAAAUACAUUUUUGUGUUGGUAGAGGCCUAUACAAAGUGGAUCGAAGCGUUUCCAACAAAGACGAUAACUUCAACUAAAACUAUAGGGAUGCGAAGAGAAAUAUUUGCGAGAUUUGGACUGCCUUAUACAUUAGUUUCUAAUAAUGGAACUAAUUUCAAAUCAAGAGAAUUCGAAGAAUUUCUAAAAUCAAAUGGUAUUGUUCAUAAAGUCACCGUUCCUUACCAUGCUGCUACCAAUGGACAAGCGGAGAGGAAAGUUCAAACGAUUACGCAACCAGCUGCGUGA
Onthophagus taurus is the source of this 474-nucleotide messenger RNA. Lineage: Eukaryota; Metazoa; Arthropoda; Insecta; Coleoptera; Scarabaeidae. The record is from RefSeq and is a predicted model, not a curated record.